AAAAAAAGCACCAUAUUUCUCAUUUUACCCCCGAAUUUACAAUCCGAUCAAUUAACCCCCCAAAAACAGAGUGAAACAUCUGUUUCGACCGAAAUCAAGUAAUUAGCCAUGCUUAAGAUGGAGAUUAACGGUGAAAAUUCCACCGAAACCGCAGCCGCUGCCGCCGUGACCGCUAUCCCCUCUCCUUCUCCCACCUCAUCUCCUCCUCUGCCCGUUUCACCGCAAACCCAAACCCAAACGCAAACGCAGCCGCAGCCGCAGGUGGUAAUAAUGAGCCCGUGUGCGGCUUGCAAGAUCCUGCGGCGGCGGUGCGCCGAGAAGUGCGUCUUGGCUCCGUAUUUUCCUCCGACGGAGCCGACGAAGUUCACCAUCGCCCACCGCGUAUUUGGCGCCAGCAAUAUCAUCAAGUUCUUGCAGGAACUUCCGGAAUCACAGAGGAACGAUGCGGUGAACAGUAUGGUGUACGAAGCCGGGGCCAGGAUAAGAGAUCCGGUGUACGGAUGCGCGGGAGCCAUUUACCAUCUGCAAAGGCAGGUGAGCGAGCUCCAAGCGCAGCUUGCGAAAGCGCAGGUCGAGAUCGUGGGCAUGCAGCUCCAACGAGCAAACCUGUUGGCGCUGAUUUGCAAAAUGGACCGACCUCAAGGUCAAGAACACGAUAUUACGAUGACGAUGCCCUUCGAGAGCUCCUUUGAAAGCGGCGACGAUGAGAGCAUUCACGACCUGGGUUUCCUUGACGACAUCAACUCCAACUCAUCGAUGUUGUGGUGGGACCCUCUGUGGACAUGACUCGUGACUGGCUAUGUUUUUUCUAUAAUUAUGAUCACAUAUAGAGAGAGUCCAGCCCGCAUUGAAAAUGCUUUAGUAGUUAUAGUUCGAUUUAGUUAUAUAUAUAUAUAUAUAUAUAUAUAUAUAUAUGGGUAAUUUCCUGAGGUUCGAGUGUUAGAGUAAGAAGUCAAGCAUGCUAUCAUAUUUUGACACGUCAGGUAAUUGUUGGAAGACAUAUAUUAAUUAUAUAUAUUUCUGACGUGUUAAUAUUUGAUGAUAGUGUUGAUGUAAUCCAUAAAAUGUUAUAUAUGUGUACGUGGAAAUAGUUAUUAGAGAUUAUGAAAAUGCACUUCCAAACUCAGACUCCAUGGGCUCAC
Tarenaya hassleriana is the source of this 1142-nucleotide messenger RNA. RefSeq names its product LOB domain-containing protein 1. The transcript has 2 exons. Lineage: Eukaryota; Viridiplantae; Streptophyta; Magnoliopsida; Brassicales; Cleomaceae. The record is from RefSeq and is a predicted model, not a curated record. Bases 109 to 786 code for a protein of 225 amino acids.